GACUUCUAUGAAUGGAAGAGGAGAGAUAUGGCUUCUUUGAUGAUUGGAAAAUUUGGACGUAUGUUCCUUGCAAAGAAAACUUACAAGUUGCUUUGCAUUUCUGUUGUUUCCAUCCAGACAGGACUACGAGGCAUGGCGGCUUGUAAUGAGCUUAGUUAUAGAAGAAAAGAAAAAGCAGCCAUCACUAUCCAGAGUCAUUUUUGUGGAUUCGUGGCUCGCAUUCAUUACAAGAGAAUGAAGAAAGCAGCGGUUACCACCCAGUGUGCAUGGAGGGUAAGAGUUGCUCGCAGAGAACUGCGCAAACUUAAAAUGGCUGCAAAAGAAGCAGCUGCUUUGCAAGCCACCAAUAGUAUUCUGGAAAAGCAAGUUGAAGAACUCUCUUCACAAUUGGAGCUAGAAAAGCGCAUAAGGGCUGGUAUAGAGGAAGCCAAGACUGAAGAAAUUAUGAAGCUACAGUCUGCUUUGGAAGAAAUUCAACUUCACCUUCAAGAGACCAAAGAUUUGCUAAUGAGAGAGCACGAGAAAGCAAAGGAGGCGGCUAGGAUAGAAGAAGCCCAAACUGAAGAACUUCCUUCAGAGAAUGGCCAUCAGGACCCACAAGCAGCAAAAGCAUUAAAACCAUUUGGCACAUUAUCAUUGAGAAGAUCCCAAAUUGAUAGACAACGAGAGAGUGUGGAUAUUCUUUUCAAAUGUAUUAAAGAAGAUCUCGCUUUCAGCAAAGGAAAACCAGUUGCGGCAUUUACGAUAUACAAAUGCCUUCUUCACUGGAGAUCCUUUGAGGUGGAGAGAACUAAUGUAUUUGAUCGCCUCAUUCAGGUUAUUGGUUCUGCUAUAGAGGAUGAGUCAAACAACAAGUGCAUGGCUUAUUGGCUGUCAAACACAUCUGUAUUACUAUUUCUUCUACAACAUACACUACGAGCUAAUACAGUUUCCACCCCAAGCAAACCCCCCCAACCAACAACUUUUUUUGGAAGGAUGUUCAGCAGGUCAUCUCUUUCUUCAGCCAAUCUCUCAGUUGGUGGGCUGGAUGGAAUCCGCCAGGUUGAAGCAAAGUAUCCUGCUUUGCUUUUCAAGCAACAGCUCACUGCCUAUGUCGAGAAGAUUUAUGGAAUCAUCCGAGAGAACCACAAAAAGGAAUUGUCUUCAUUACUUUCUUCAUGUAUCCAGGCUCCUACAGAAUCCAGUGGAAGCUCUCCAGGAAACCCAUGGCAAAGCAUUGCUGAGAAUCUUAAUGGGCUCGUCAAUAUAUUGAAUGAAAAUUAUGUACCUCAAAUUCUUGUGCAGAAUAUGACCAUCCAAAUUUUCUCUUAUAUCAAUGUACAAUUAUUUAACAGCAUCCUCCUUCAAAAAGAAUGCUGUACUUUCAACAAUGGUGAACAUAUAAAAGCUGGGUUAGAUGAAUUAGAACUUUGGUGUAGACAUACAAAAGAAGAGUUUGUAGGCUCCUCAUGGGAUGAGCUGAGACAUAUAAGGGAGGCAGUUGGAUUCUUGGUUCUGCAUCAUAAGGCAAGAAUCACCUAUGAUGAUCUUAUAACUGACUUGUGCCCUCUCUACAGAUUAUGCAUGCUAUGCUGGGAUGACAGCAACAACACUGAAAGUGUAUCAGCAGAUGUAAUUGCCAGCAUCAAGGUCCUAGUAUCAGAAGGGAACUCCGAUGAUACCGAGAAUCACUCCUUUGUUUUGGACGACAAUUCAAGUAUUCCAUUCGCAGUUGAGGAGCUCAGUCGUUCUCUUAGAGACAUCAAUUUUACUGGUGUAAAACCUGCUGCAGUACUCCUUGAACAUCAGGGCUUUGAGUUUUUGCGCGAAUAAUGCUGGUGCAGCAGAUAGACUUGUCACUGGGUU
Messenger RNA from Cuscuta campestris, 1845 nucleotides. The record is from the annotation of a GenBank genome assembly. Lineage: Eukaryota; Viridiplantae; Streptophyta; Magnoliopsida; Solanales; Convolvulaceae.